Acanthoscelides obtectus is the source of this 1461-nucleotide messenger RNA. Lineage: Eukaryota; Metazoa; Arthropoda; Insecta; Coleoptera; Chrysomelidae. The record is from the annotation of a GenBank genome assembly.
AUGACUGCAUUCAUCAUGGCUAUUCCUGUAAUCUUGUAUGAAGUGCGGUUGAGAGACGAGAGGAGGGACAGAGCAAGUUCCGCUUCACAAAAAAAGGAUGGAGGAGGUGUUCUGAUUGCCGCGAACACCUCACGCAACUCACGACGUUGUCCUCAGCUGGAAUCGGGAGCUGAAGAUAUGUGGAUAGUGAUAGAUGGAAAAAAUGAUGAUAAGUUAGAGCCUCUCCAAGUUGAUGAAAAAGCCAGCAGUCUGAUUGACAUGUUUUCUCUUUUGGAACUUAUGCAUUUCAACUCAAUUCAUAACUUCAAUAAUAAACUGUUCUACUUGAUAUUCAGCAACAAAGAUUUAAACAGGGAUGUGUCUCGGGCAGACGAUAGUUUGGUAGAAGAAGACGGCCACCAUCCAGCCAUCUCGUUUCUUCAUCACUGUGACCAGAUACAGCACUUUCACAAUACAACUCCAGUUACCCAAAAUCCGGAAAACCCAGAUACUAUCGGAGAGAAGCUAAUUUUGCCAGCCGUUGAAGAGGUUUUAAAAACUGUUUUACACAAACCUGCAUCUGAUAUCAUUAAAAAAAUUCCCUUAAGCAACAAUACUGUUGAAAGACGUAUUGAUGAAAUGAGUUCUGAUAUUGAAAGCUUCUUAUGUAAUUAUUUACAAACGACACAUUUCUCUAUACAACUGGACGGGUCAACUUCACCUGAUAAUGCAGCAUUAUUAUUGGCAUAUGUUCGUUUUAUUAUGAAUCAAGAAAUCUACGAAAAACUGCUCUUCGCAAGAACUUUGAUAACCGACACUAAAGGUGAAUCAAUAUUUCAUGAUUUGAAGGAUUACUUCAUUGAAAAACCAAUUCCUUUAUCGAAUAUAAUAUCAGUAGCUACAGAUGGAGCACCUGCCAUGGUUGGACGUUAUCGUGGAUUUAUAAGCUAUUUAAAACAAAAUGUGUCAGGGGUGUUAGCAAUACAUUGCGUCAUCCAUCGACAACAUUUAGUUGCCAAAAAUUUGAGUGUUAGAUUGCAUGAAUCACUUCAUUUAGUCAUUGAUGCAGGAAACCGAAUCCGAAUCAACGCGUUGAAUACGCGACCUAGUUUUACUGGUAAAACUCACAGGAGUGCUUUUCCAAACAUUCUCUUCGUCCUUUCCAAUGUAAAAGAACUCAUCUCCUUGAUUAUCCAAUUCGUGUGUAUAGUCCAAGUCCUCAACGGCAGAUUGCUCAGAUUCGCUGUCGUAAACAUUGUACUGAAUAACUUCUUCUUCUCCUUCGCUUUCAUCUGCAAAGUCUACUAUAUCCUCAUCAAAAUCAGAGAAAUUGUCGACGAUCUCUUGCAGCUCUCGUUCAAAUCUCUGAAGCAGUCUCAACUACUCAAAAACUGGCAAUCACAGACAACGAUAGCCGCAAUCGCAAUAGCUACUAUAGUCUCACUGACUCAAAAAUCAGUAUCAGCUCGAAGUAAGAAGUAA